Molecule: messenger RNA, 4531 nt
Organism: Petromyzon marinus (sea lamprey)
Lineage: Eukaryota; Metazoa; Chordata; Hyperoartia; Petromyzontiformes; Petromyzontidae
Gene: NPHP4
Product: nephrocystin 4
Biological process (GO): negative regulation of canonical Wnt signaling pathway; protein localization to ciliary transition zone
Cellular component (GO): non-motile cilium; ciliary base; ciliary transition zone
Source: RefSeq, a predicted model, not a curated record
AAUGCACCUCCAAUUGUUGGCGAUGGUAGCGGCCAAUGGAAGUCGCGUGGACUAACACCAUGGCGGCGCCCAAGAGCGAUGGGACAGAGACGUUACCGGAUUUGUGGCGAAAAAUAUUUGAAAAAUAUGCGCCCGUGUUUCCGCACCCGCAGAGGCUGAAGCACAACUUUGACGAGGAACCAGCGGCUUAUCGGCUGCUCCUGAGCCUAGCCGAAAGCGUUGCAAAGCCGGCGUCGCCGGACCUGCGGUACCAGCUGCGCCUCACCUUCUUUGACCUGGUGUUCCGUAAAUUCUUUGGGUGCACGUGGAUGAGCCGGCCGAGGGCAGCGGCCACCGACGGCGGCAGCCCCGGCAAGUCGCGCUCCGUGUCCUUCAACGCGCCGGUGUACUUCUACACAUCGCUGUGCCACCCGGCCGUCGUGCUGGUGUUGGAGGUGGUGUGCCUGUCACCGCAGCAGAGGAGCGAACGCGCCAAUCCCAAUGUGUCAUGCGGGUGGGGCAUCCUGCGGAUCUUCACGGGCGAACAGGACCCCCGGGGCGGCAAGACACACACCUCCGCCGCUGCCAAGCAGGCAAAACGGUUGACUCUUUACCAUGGAACCCCACGGGCCCUCCUGAUACCUGACUUUGUGGACCCCAUUGAAUCCAACAAACUGGUGCUGCCCGUCGCCGGAGCCCACUUGGUCUACACGCUGCGGCCGCACGAGCCGCUCGCGAAGGCACUGCAUCUGCUGCCCGAAAACUGCCCUCUGCCCGGCUCCGCGAUAGUGCCCGGCCUGGCAUCGGCUCCGGCUAACUCGGGUGAUGCCCUGUUGAAGCCAAGACUUUUGAAGUCCAGUCCCUGCUAUCUUGACCACAUCACGGUAACUCUGCCUCCGUCGCUGGAGCGAUUUGAAGAAACCUUGCUGAGCCUUCUCAAUCAAGACCGACUCAACGCGGACGACCGCAUGCCGGACGGACACGCGGUCGCCGUGCAGGAGCGAAGGCUGCACAUCGGGGUCCACAACGGCUGGACCUUCGUGCAGGACCCGCAGGUGGCCGUGCUGGUGCCCGAGUGGGACACGGGCAAGGGCGGCUCGGGCAGCACAGGCGGCGUCCACAAGCGCUCGGCGUCGCUAACCCGCACAGGGAUCGCAGGCGCGUCCGGCUUGACGCUGCGCAGCCAGGUCAGGCUGCCGGAGAUGGUGAACACUCCGGGUUUUGCCGUCGUCUUCCGGCUGGAGUACGUCCUGUCUGCGCCCUUCAACUACGCCGAUGGCAAGGCGACGUCGUCGACCGCGUCGGCGCGUUCGUCCGUCUUCAUGCGCACCGUGCGCUGGUCGGCGUGGGACCCCUCCGCCGAGGCCGCGGACCCCAGCCGGGGGCGUUCCGAUCCCACGCUUGGCCGCGGGCGCGACGUCGCGGUGGCGCUGCUAGGGGGACCGCGGGACAACCCGGCGCGCGUGCUGGUGUACGCGGCGCACGCGGACUCGGCGGAGGGAGGCUGCGGCUCCAUCCGCUUCCGAUUCGGGUGGACGGAGGAGGAGGCUCGCCAGCGGGGCGAGCGGCUGCAGGCUCAGCGAGCGAGCCACGGGCCGCCCUCCGUCACACCGCGCGGUCACGCGGAGUCACGGCACGUGGCCAACGCGGUGUCCACUCCAGAUCACAUGGGCAGCGGCGUGAGAAGGACCAUCGUGGACGCGGACGAGGCGUCGCCCGAGCAGCUCCGCGGCAGACCCGUGACUCCGGUGGAUGCCCUCAUCCUGGCGCCCGGCGGCGGACUCCCCACCAGCUUCUUGUCGACACUGUCACGCGCGGCCUUCGCACGCCUCCACACUGCUGCCGGCCUCCUGGAAAUCCGCGACAUCCACGGCCGCAUCGCUGACAUGGUGGACCCAGGCGACCCUGUCGCCUUUGACCUCAUGCGGGAGGAGGCCGACCCUCUGAAGGGCAACGAGAUCGUGCUGCAGUUCGUGGCCUUCAGCAGAGCGUCAGGACGCGGUGGCGGGGGACGGGGCGGCAGCGUCACCCGUGCGCCCGCGUCCGUCUACUUCACGCUGCGCUUCUACCGCUUCCCACCGGCCGCCACGCGUGCUCUGGCCCUCUCGGAGGUGCCUGCUCACGCCCGAUGGGACGAGCCCACCCUUCUGCUGCCUCUGGGCCCCGACGGGGUUCCGCUCAAAGGCUCUCCGGGACUGCAUCUGAAGUACUUGGUGGAUCCGGGCACCAUGAAGGCCGGAGAGCUGCGCUACUUUUACGACUACCUCGCCCUGCACAGGCUGCACAUCGACGUGUGGGACGCCCGAUCGCUGCUGCCCAUCGGGACCUGCUCCGUCCCUCUCAAGCACCUGCUGCGGUGCGGGCGCGGAGCGGUGCAGGCGUGGCACCACGCGGACGUCGUCACGACGGACCACGAGCAGCUGCACCCGAGCGGCCCGCAGGCCCUCAGCACGGCCUCCGCUGUCGUCGCGGGGCAGCUACACCUGCGCCUGGGAAACAUCGGCCGCGUGGCAGAUCUGAAGAGGAGGAGGAGGAGGAGGACGGGGGUUGACGCGAUGCCGUCCGCGGAGAAGAGCGCCAGCAUCACGAGCGGCGGCGCCCUUCAGAGGCCCACCUCCGAUCUGGGCUGGUCCCGCCGUGCCGCCACGGUACCGCGUCUCGUCGACACCUACCCGGAGCUGGCCACCAUGCUGCUGUCACGCGCGCCGUCGCCCCUGCUGCCCGCGGAGGGCACCGCCGUGGACCCGGCUGGCACCCGCAAGCUCCAGCGCCUGGAGGCCGUCCGCCGUGCCGAGGGCGGCCUCACCAGCGGCGCCAGCGCCUUCGGAUUCCUGAGCCAGCGGGAGGAGCGCGCCCGGCGUCUGCGCGACCUGCGCGUGGUGGAGGCCUACCGUGAGCGGCUCAGGCCCGAGAGCAUCGCCAACGCGCUCGUGCGGGCGCUGACCACGCGCCACGCGCUGCACGCCGCGCCCGGCACCGCCGAGUUCUUCGAGUUCGCGCUGCGCAACCCCCACUCCACCCCCCAGACGGUCGGCGUGCAGAGCACUGACCCUGAGCUCAGGGUGAUUGUGGACGUCGAGGAGUGGCGCCACUUCAAGCGGCUGACGCGCAAGACCACGCCGCUGGAGGAGGGGCUGUUCGACGCGGCCUGCGGCGACGAGCUGAGCCCGCGGCUCUUCCUGAGGCCCCGCGAGACGGUUCUCGUGCCCUUCAAGUACCAGAGCUUCGAGGCGGAGCAUGGCGGCGACACGCCGCAGGGUCCCGAGGACCCCAGCAGACCGUGGGUUGCCGCGAUUACUUCCCAGCAGCAGGCGUCCGCACGACGGGGAAAGGAAAUCAAGGUGUUCUUCCGCACGCCGGACGACCUUCCCAUCGCCAUCCUGCAGGUGGACGUGGAGCCCCAACCUCCCCUCGUCAACGAGAUGUUCCGCUUCUGCCAGCCGGAGCUCACCAUCCUCAAAAAGACGAUCCGCUUGCCCGCGUGGCACAGCUUCUCAGGUAGGGCAGAAGCCCGAGCCGAGCAGCAGCUGCAUGUGAGAUGCAGCGAUGCCAACAUCUUGUGUAAGACGUCGAACUCGGGCGCGUCGGAGCCGUGCGACAUUUUCGUGAAGGUCUCGGGCAGCCCGUCGCCGCACGUCACCGCGUUUUUCGUCAUGAUCUACACGGACCCGUACCACGCGGUGCCCGUACAGCUGUGGCGCAUGCUGGUGCACUGGGUACAGCGCGUCGAAGUCUCCUGCCAGCUCGGCCAGUCGGCGCGCGCGUCUUUGCCGCUGCGGGGGACUCGCGCCCUGCGCCGGGUCCAGUGCCACGUGGCCCAGCCCGACGCCGCCGUCGUCGAGGUAUCUCCGCGGGACGAGUUCACGCUGCAGCCAGACUCGGUGCACGAGGUCUCUCUCCGUGUGCGCCCGCUCUCCGCCGGUACCCGGAGCCACCUGCUGAGCGCCGUCGACACGGAGUCGCUCACCAUGCUCAACUGCUGGCUCGUCUGCGCCUCCUGCUCGCCACCCGUCAUCUCCAGGGAGUUUGAGUUCCGCUUGCCGGCAGGUGGCGCCAAGGGAUCCAGCAAGCGCAUCAAGUACACCAACCCCUACGGGGAGGCCCGCAAGCUGGAGCUGCAGGCCAGCCGGCCCGACCUCGUCAUCUUCAAAGAGGACAUCUUCGAGGUCGCCGCGCGAGGGGAGUACAGCAUCGGCCUGCGCUUUGUGCCGGGCGCGGCGCGGGGAACGGAGUCCAUCCUCAUCUUCAUCAACAACACGGAGGGGGACAACGAGGAGACACUGUGCGUGCGAGUCACCUACGACUGACGGACGGCUCCGUCCCGAGCUCUCCCCGUGGGCCGUGGGGCAGCUGGGGAGGAGAGGAAGGGAAUCAGAUGAGCAUGCAACGACGCAUCGAUGCGCUGACUGAAUUUUCUUAAUUGCGACUCUAUAAAAUAAUUUUUAUUUUACCAGGUAGGGCCCACUGAGCUAUAUAGCUCUUUUUCAGAAGCGACCUGGCCACAAAUGGGGAGAGAGACAUGCAAAUUGCAAAUAUAUACGGGCAUCAGGGU